This is a messenger RNA of Cotesia glomerata, 1811 nucleotides long. Its product is annotated as serine/threonine-protein kinase VRK1-like. Gene Ontology annotation, cellular component: cytoplasm; nucleus. The transcript is spliced from 3 exons. Gene Ontology annotation, biological process: signal transduction; peptidyl-serine phosphorylation. The record is from RefSeq and is a predicted model, not a curated record. Gene Ontology annotation, molecular function: protein serine/threonine kinase activity; ATP binding. Bases 329 to 1762 code for a protein of 477 amino acids. Lineage: Eukaryota; Metazoa; Arthropoda; Insecta; Hymenoptera; Braconidae.
UUUAUCAGCACACUAGCGCCACAGCGGCGCAAAACUACACUAACGCCCUCUCUAAACAUUGAAGCUCUAAAUUCCCGCCAGAAAUUAGUAAAGUUGACAGUGUAGCGUGUUAGCCAUUAAAAUUCAGACUUGUACCUAAAAAAAACUCAGAAAAAUUAAAAUUAAUUAAGAAUGUAACCACAUAACCUAACUUUGACCACCAGUGCCUUGGUUUAAUUUAAAUAAAAUAAAAAUUAACUAAUUAAAAAAUUACUAACUAAAAAAUAACUCAUUAAAAAAAUAACUAAUUAAAAAUUAACAAAUUAAAAAAAUAACUAACUUAAAAAAAAUGGCAGCGAAUAAAAAAAAGCCCCGAAAAGGAGCAAACGGUUACAAGCUCCCAGAAGCGCUUCCAGAAGGAGAAAUCCUCCAGGACUUAAGCAAGCACCAGUGGAUCCUAGGAAAGUCCAUCGGAACUGGCGGAUUCGGAGAAAUUUACUCCGCUGCAUCAUCUAACAAGCCAAAGAACCUAUCAGCGGUGAUAAAAAUCGAGCCUCAUGGAAACGGACCGCUGUUUGUAGAGAUGCACUUUUAUAUGCGCAACGCCAAGCCAGAUGACAUAAAUUCCUGGCGCAGCAGCAAGAAGCUGACUCAUUUAGGCAUGCCAAAAUUUUUGGGGUCUGGGUCUCAUGAAUAUAAGAGCCAGCGGUACCGAUUUUUAGUGAUGGAGCGCUACGGGAAGGAUUUAUGGAAGCUCUUCUUGGAAAAAAGACGUAAAUUUUCUUCUCAAGAGGUUAUAAAUUACUCUUUGCAAGUGAUUGAUGCUCUGGAGUACAUCCACAAUAGGACUUACGUCCACGCUGAUAUCAAGGGAGCUAACUUGCUGAUGGAUUUAAAGGAUGAAAACAAAAUUUACCUGGUGGACUUUGGGCUGGCUUCUCAUUAUACUAGUAAAGAUUUUAAACCAGAUCCUAAGAAGGCUCACAAUGGGACUAUUGAGUAUACAAGUAGGGACGCGCACUCUGGAGUCCCGACUAUGAGAGGAGAUCUGGAGAUCUUGCUGUAUAAUGUUAUUCAGUGGAUCACUGGAAGUCUUCCUUGGGAGGGAAUUCUUAAAGAUUGUGUUGCUGUUCAGAAAGCUAAAGAAAAAGCUUUUCAGGAUGUUGAUAGCUUUUUGGAGGGUUUGGAGGGGCGGGAGGGUGUUCCGGGGUUUGUUGGAGAGUUCAUGAAGCUAGUGAGUAAAUUAAAGUUCAAUCAGGCCCCGGAUUAUGAUAAAUGCAGAGAGAUCUUUGAGGAGGGCAAAAAGGAAAAGAAAGACAAGGGGAGGAAGACAAGGGAGAUUAAGACCCGGGUUGAGGAAGUUAAGGAAGAUAGCAGGAGGGUCAGGGAGAGAACUCCCAAGAGGACUCCCGAGCCAGCGAGGAGGAAGAGGGAAGGGACUCCUAAGCUGGAGAAAGCGGAGAUUCCUAGGAGGAAAAGUCCGAGGGUUAAACCGCAGGUCUCGUUGGAUGAGAGUACUGUUGGGGUGGUUGUGGAUUGCAAGAGGGAGAAGCUUAGGGAUGUUAAAGCGAUCGUUGAGGCUAUGGAUAGUGAUUCCGAGACGGAGUAUGAUGUUAAGAUUGUUAAGAAGAAGAAGGUGGAGAAGAAGAUUGUCAGGAGGGCUAGGAAGAAAAGUGAGGAUGAGGAAGAGAUAAUGCCUAGAGGUACAAAAUCCCGCCAAGCAAAAGUAUCCAAAGUGACCCGCCAGGCCACGGUGGACUCCGAUGAAGAUAUGUUUGAUUAACUUAAUUUGUUAUUUUCUAUUCUUAUAAAUAAAACUUUUCAUUUUCUAA